Messenger RNA from Yamadazyma tenuis ATCC 10573, 1448 nucleotides. It is a transcript of the gene MRI1, whose product is annotated as S-methyl-5-thioribose-1-phosphate isomerase. Gene Ontology annotation, molecular function: S-methyl-5-thioribose-1-phosphate isomerase activity. The record is from RefSeq and is a predicted model, not a curated record. Lineage: Eukaryota; Fungi; Ascomycota; Pichiomycetes; Serinales; Debaryomycetaceae.
AUCCCAAGAACAAUUAAAGCAGUAAUGAGCUCUGACGAAAAGACCCUUAAGGCGAUAAAAUUCAACAAGAACGACGUCUCUUUGGACAUAUUGGACCAGUUAUUGUUACCUUACACCACCAAAUAUAUUGAGAUCCAAACGAUUGAAGAUGCUUUCCAAGCCAUCAAGAAAAUGCAAGUGAGAGGUGCUCCAGCCAUUGCAAUUGUCGGUGCUUUUGCUAUAGCAGUGGAAGUUUUCCAUUAUUUACAAGAUAAGAACUCAGGAAAAACAGUUGGUGAUUUAAUAAAGGACAUUGACUACUUGGUUACUUCUAGACCCACGGCCGUGAACCUUUCAAAUGCUUGCAAUGAGAUUAAAGAUUCAUUGAAAAAGUAUGAUCUGAGCUCCUUGAUCGUCAAGGAGCAGAGUGACUUGAUCUUGGAUUAUGCUGUUAACUUAUAUGAGGAUGAUUUAGCUAACAACUUCAAGAUUGGGGACAAUGGUGUCGAAUACAUUAAAAGAGUCUUAAAUGCUGAGAAUUUCAAAGGUCCUUUUUCAAUAAUGACCAUUUGCAAUACCGGAUCAUUAGCUACAUCUGGUCACGGAACUGCCUUGGGUAUCAUUAGAUCUGCUUACUCUAGUUUACAAAAAGAUGUUUCCAAGGAAGAGUUUUUCUUGGAACAUGUUUAUCCUUGUGAAACCAGACCUUAUAACCAAGGUGCCAAGCUUACAAGUUAUGAGUUGAACUACGAGAAGAUACCAUUCACCUUGAUUUGUGAUAACAUGGCUUCGGCAUUGAUCUCGACUUUGAACAAAUCAAAGGCAAUCAAGCAAUCAACUGCACCUGUUAAGUUCAUUAUCGUUGGUGCUGAUAGAGUUGUUAGCAAUGGAGAUACUGCCAAUAAAAUUGGGACCUUCCAGCUCUCGACUAUCAGCAACCAUUUCAAUGGGAUAGAGAAGUUCCAGAAGAUUAAAUUCAUUGUUGCAGCCCCCAAGACUACUAUUGAUUAUAAAACUCAGACCGGUGACGAUAUAAUUAUUGAAGAGCGUCCAGCAAAUGAACUUACAAGUUUGAAAGGACCUGUUAUCGAUGGGGACAAAAUCGGGGAAAAGCUUGUUGUGGGAAUUGCUCCUCCGGGGAUCUCUGUAUGGAACCCAGCCUUUGAUGUGACUCCACAUGAGCUUAUUGAUAGCAUUAUAACUGAAGAUCCUCACGUGUUUGAAAAGAAUAGUAAUGGCGAGUUUGAGUUACAAUAGGCUACAUAGGGUAGAAUAUACGAAGUGUAAUUCUAUAAUGCUAUGAAUGAAGCAAUCUUUAUACCAGAUCGUUAUUUAUCAACACCUUCAGCUUUGUUAUCCCCAUUUACAGGCUCAUGAGGGUUGUCAAUGUUGAUGUUUGAGUCUUUUCCCAGUUCACCAUUUGGAACAAUAGCUUCUUCUUCCUCUCCUUUAGAUUCUUCCUUGGGUUC